Molecule: messenger RNA, 1579 nt
Organism: Papaver somniferum (opium poppy)
Lineage: Eukaryota; Viridiplantae; Streptophyta; Magnoliopsida; Ranunculales; Papaveraceae
Exons: 6
Coding region: 19-1074 (351 amino acids)
Source: RefSeq, a predicted model, not a curated record
UCUGCGUUUCCCUCCAAAAUGUUACCCAAUCUAAACCUAAUCUCCUGCAAUUUAUCAUCCUCUCCGUCACUAUUACUAAUUAGACCGAUAAAUCCUAGAACUUCGUUUCAGUCGAUUCCCAGAUCCCAAUUUGCUAUCUCUAAAGUUUCAUUUUUCAAAACUGUAAUAAAUCAUAGAAUUUCUCUUAAACCUUGCAAUAAUCUCUCAGUUUCAGCUGCAUUUUCCCCAUUUAAGAGACCUGGGUUUCUUCAAAUUUAUAGAAGUUCUUUUAGUAUCAAGAAUUCAGAGAAUGAUGUGUUGAAGAAGAGUACAAGUGAUGAAAGUAAGCUUGGCAAUAGUGGUAAUAACAAUGGUGGAGAUUGGACGACUUCAAUUUUGCUAUUUGGUCUAUGGGCUGGACUUAUGUACUAUGUUUUCAUGCUCACUCCGAAUCAGACACCGACCAGGGACAUAUAUUUCUUGGAAAAGCUCUUAAAUUUGAGGAGAGAUGAUGGAUUUGAGAUGAACCAGGUGCUAGUGUCAUUGUGGUACAUCAUGGGCCUGUGGCCCUUAGUUUAUAGUAUGCUUUUACUUCCGUCUGGUAGAAGCUCAAGAAGCAAAGUUCCUGUGUGGCCAUUCCUAGUUCUUUCUUGCUUUGGUGGUGCAUAUGUUCUUCUUCCAUAUUUCGUUCUUUGGAGACCACCUCCACCUCCAGUAGAAGAAGCUGAACUCGAGAAAUGGCCUUUAAACUUUCUGGAAUCAAAAUUAACUGCCGGGAUAUCAGUUGCUGCAGGAUUAGGUCUGAUCAUAUAUGCUGCACUGGCUGGUGGAGAUGCAUGGAGAGAAUUCUAUCAGUACUUCAGAGAGAGCAAAUUUAUCCAUGCCACAUGCCUUGAUUUCACUUUACUGUCAACAUUUGCUCCUUUCUGGGUGUACAAUGAUAUGACUACCAGGAAAUGGUUUGACAGAGGAUCAUGGUUGCUGCCCUUCUCACUAAUUCCAUUCGUAGGUCCUGCUUUGUAUCUAGGACUGCGGCCACCAAUUCCAGCUGUUGAGCCUGCAUCCAUCACUUCCAAUACUAACAAGAAAGAUUAAUAGAUCUCUCGUUUGAUUGGUUGGUUGAUUGAACACGAAGAAGUGCUGGAAAUCUUGGAAUUUUAUAUAUGUUUGUACGUGCAUAUCUUAUUUGUAAAGGUGGUUGUCCUCAAAAAGACCAGUUUAACGGUUAUUUUCCUCUUUUCCGGAAAUUAUCAAGGCUUUUCUUAUCUCCUUGGUUUUAGUGAUUUUUCUUGAAGCAAAGUUUCUGGGUGUCUUGUUGGAGCCAUAGUCCACAUCAUUUAGAUGGUAUAAGGGAUGACUUAUUGAUAACAACACUUAACCACACUAACUCCUCUAUUUUCCUCUUAUUUUGUGACAGCGUGUCAUUCACCGUCACUCCUUGUGACGUGUAACUUUUUCAUUGGUGCUUUUAAAUCUUAACCUAAUUGGUCAUCUGUGUAUGUUGGUGUCUGUUAUUAAUAGUUUCCUUUCUCUUUUCGGUUGAUGUAAGAAAGAUAAUUAUUUUGAGUAAUUGCAGAGAGUCUGUAUUGUUGUUCUUGAA